ACUGAUCUCCCGCAAUCAUCCACCGCUUUUCUACCUUCUCUUUAUAUAAAUCCCCCUUCUGAUUCUCCGCAACAAACUUUGGAUCGAAGAAGAAGAAGAGAGGAAGAAAGAUCAAAGAUGGUUGAGACCAGGCGAAGCUCGUCUUCCUCGAAACGUCCGCUCUCUGCACCUCUCCCCAGCGGUAAACGAUCCAAGGGGGCGCAGACGUCUUCGUCGACUAAUAGGCCGCCCUGUACGCCGCCGGCCGAAACCCUAGGUGUGGCGAAGGAGGCGGGGUGCGAAUCUCCCGGCCAGGAGGUUCGAUCUCCCGAUCCGCCUCGCGACGGUGGGCUGAAAUCGCCCGAUGGAGCCGAUGCUGCUGUGCUGGAGAAAUCGCCGGAUGUGGAAGUGGAGGGCGAGGCCUUGGUGUCUCCGAGGUCUUUAGGUGAUUCAACCUUGGCGGCGGAGAAGACGAAGCCUGCUGCUUCAGCUCGCCCAAAGAAACGGCAGCUGAAGUCAAAUUUCAAGGUCGCUUGGGGAAAGCUUCUUUCUCAGUGCAAUCAGAAUCCUCACAUUGUUAUGAGUGGUCCUGUUUUUACGGUUGGUCAAGGCCGUCAGUGCAACUUGUGGCUGAGAGAUCUAUACAUAAGUAAAUCUUUGUGUAAUCUAAGGCCCACUGAACCGCGGAGGGGUGGUUCUCCUGGAACCUUACUUGAGAUUACUGGGGGAAAAGGUGUCGUCCAAGUAAAUGGCAAAGUUUAUCCCAAAAACUCCAUCAUACCUCUGAAUGGUGGCGAUGAGGUGGUUUUCAGUUCAUAUGGCAGACAUGCUUAUAUUUUCCAGCAACUUGUCACUGAUGAUCUGGCUGCUACUGGCAUGCCACCUUCAUUAAGCAUAUUAGAAGCCCAUGGUACUCCAGUAAAAGGAUUACGCUUGGAGGCAAGAUCAGGGGAUGCUUCAGCUGUUGCAGGAGCAUCGAUUUUAGCAUCGUUGUCAAAUCUCCGAAAAGAAUUGUCUCUUCUUCCUACACCAUCUAAAAAUGAGGAAGACAUGCAACAGGGUUCUGAAGUACCAACACUACCAUCUGGGUGUGGUAUAUCCGAUAAUCAUAUUCUGGAUUCUGAAAAGAAGGGAGCUUCUGACCCUGAUGAUAGGACCAGUGCUUUGGAAAGUGAGAAGGCCAUUGUUCCAUCUUCUGAUGCUGUUGAUGAAAUUCCAAAUGUUGAUCCUGUUGGAUUGGAUGCUUCCGGGGAUACUGAUAUUGGCAAGGGCUCUGGGGAAACUCGUGAAUUGAGGCCCCUCCUGCAGAUGCUUGCAGGAUCCUCUGCUUCUGAAUUGAACUUAAAUGGCAGCAUAUCUAGAAUCCUUGAUGAGCAGCAGGGGGAACUCAGAAAACUUCUCAUGGAUCUGGAUACUCCAGUUCAGGUAUUGACAAGGCGCCAGGCAUUUAAAGAUGAUUUAGAACAAGGAAUCCUCAGUGCCAACAACAUUGAAGUUUCAUUUGAAAACUUCCCAUAUUAUUUAAGGAUAUGUUCAUGCAUAGAAAUGGAUGGAGUGGAGACUUUAUCUAGCCAACCCCAGCCAAUGGGAUUAAGUGAGACCACAAAGAAUGUUCUGGUCGCAUCCACUUAUGUACAUUUGAAGUGCUGUAACUUUGCAAAGUACACAUCUGAUCUCCCUACCGUGUGUCCAAGAAUACUGCUGUCUGGUCCUGCUGGUUCAGAGAUAUAUCAGGAGACACUGACUAAGGCACUUGCCAAAUAUUUUGGUGCUCGACUUCUUGUAGUUGAUUCCCUGCUACUGCCUGGUGGUUCAUUGCCAAAGGAUUCUGAUGCUGUGAAAGAGAGUUCACGACCUGAAAAAGCAAGUGUGUGCGCCAAGCGGGCUGGGCAGGCAGGUUCAGUACAGCCCAGAAAGCCAACUUCAAGUGUAGAGGCAGAGAUAACUGGUGGGUCUACCUUAAGUUCUCAGGCACAUCCUAAGCCUGAAGCAUCUACUGCAUCAUCAAAGAAGUACACUUUCAAGAAAGGUGAUAGGGUUAAAUUUGUGGGGUCCUUACAAUCUGGAUUUACUCCUCUGCAUCCUCCUUUAAGGGGUCCAACCUAUGGUUAUAGAGGCAAAGUUGUUCUGCUAUUUGAAGAAAAUGGUUCUUCCAAAAUUGGGGUUCGAUUUGAUCGAUCAAUUCCAGACGGCAAUGAUCUUGGAGGACGUUGUGAGGAAGACCAUGGAUUCUUUUGUGCUGCUGACUUACUUCGCUUAGAUGGAUCAAAUGCUGAUGAUGUUGACAAGCUUGCACUAAAUGAACUCUUUGAGGUUGCCUUGAAUGAGAGUAAAAAGGCUCCACUAAUAAUAUUCCUGAAAGACAUAGAGAAGUCAAUUGUUGGGAAUCUAGAGGCAUAUGCAACCUUCAAGAGUCAGCUGGAAAAUAUGCCAGAGAAUGUAGUUGUCAUUGCUUCCCAUACCCAGAUGGAUAACCGCAAGGAGAAAUCCCAACCAGGUGGACUUCUGUUUACGAAGUUUGGGAGCAACCAAACUGCAUUGCUUGACUUGGCCUUUCCGGAUAACCUUGGUAGACUACAUGAUAGAAGCAAAGAAAUACCUAAAACCAUGAAGCAGCUCACCCGUCUUUUCCCUAAUAAAGUGACUAUUCAGAUACCUCAGGAUGAAGCUUUACUUUCGGACUGGAAACAACAAUUGGAUCGGGAUAUUGAGACCUUAAAAUCUCAGUCUAACAUGGUUAACAUCCGCUCUGUUCUUAACCAGAAUUGCCUGGAAUGCUAUGACCUUGAAACACUGUGCUUAAAGGAUCAAGCCUUGACAAGUGAAACUGUGGAGAAAAUUGUUGGCUGGGCUUUGAGUCAUCAUUUUAUGCGUCACUCCGAAGUAUCAGUUGAAGAUGGCAAACUCACAAUUUCCAGUGAAAGUGUUAGGUAUGGGAUCGACAUUCUACAAGGAAUUCAAAAUGAAACCAAGAGUCUGAAGAAAUCUCUCAAGGAUGUGGUUACUGAGAAUGAAUUUGAGAAGAGGCUCCUUGCUGAUGUAAUUCCAUCUAGUGAUAUUGGGGUUACCUUUGAUGACAUUGGAGCCCUAGAGAAAGUGAAAGAUACAUUGAAGGAAUUAGUUAUGCUGCCUUUGCAGAGGCCUGAAUUAUUUUUGAAAGGACAACUGACAAAGCCUUGCAAGGGAAUAUUGCUUUUUGGGCCACCUGGAACUGGUAAGACAAUGCUCGCAAAAGCUGUUGCAACUGAGGCUGGUGCUAACUUUAUUAACAUAUCAAUGUCUAGCAUUACUUCGAAGUGGUUUGGAGAAGGAGAAAAAUAUGUCAAAGCAGUCUUCAGUCUGGCUAGUAAAAUUGCUCCUAGCGUUAUUUUUGUUGAUGAGGUUGACAGCAUGUUAGGGAGACGUGAAAAUCCUGGAGAACAUGAAGCAAUGCGCAAGAUGAAGAAUGAGUUCAUGGUGAACUGGGAUGGCCUGCGUACAAAGGAUAAGGAACGCGUGUUGGUUCUUGCUGCCACCAAUAGGCCCUUUGACCUUGAUGAGGCUGUCAUCAGGAGACUUCCCCGGAGGUUGAUGGUAAACUUGCCAGAUGCACCAAACAGAGAGAAAAUUUUGAGAGUUAUAUUGGCCAAAGAAGAAUUGGCACCUGAUGUUGAUCUUGAAGUAGUUGCUAAUAUGACUGAUGGGUAUUCAGGAAGUGACUUAAAGAAUCUGUGUGUGACAGCAGCGCAUUGUCCAAUAAGAGAGAUUUUAGAGAAGGAAAAGAAGGAAAAAGCUUUAGCAUUUGAAGAGAACAGACCUUUGCCUGCACUACAUAGCAGUGCAGACAUCCGUCCUUUAUGCUUGGAGGAUUUCAAAUAUGCACAUGAACAGGUCUGUGCAAGUGUGUCUUCGGAGUCCGCAAAUAUGAGUGAGCUUCUUCAGUGGAACGAUCUAUAUGGAGAAGGUGGAUCCAGGAAGAAAAAAUCCCUCAGCUACUUCAUGUAGAUGAGGUAUUUUGAGUGUAUAGAAAAAAGUUCCCUGUUUAGUUUGCAGUUCCUUUUUAAACUAGCAAAGCCUCUUUAGGUAAUUUCCCGAAACCUAUUCCCUAUGUAGGCCCUGAUGUAUCAUAUCUAGUUCAGGGAUUUGCUCCACCGUCCCCUGUAAAUUACAAAAUAUAUUUGCCUGGGUUUAUUUUAUACCAAUUUUCUUUUCUCGGUUUUGGCUACUCAAAGGCCACUUUCUUUGUACAUACAAUUUGAUUAAUUUAAUAAGGAACCUCAAUUUUGAUA
Molecule: messenger RNA, 4247 nt
Organism: Diospyros lotus (date-plum)
Lineage: Eukaryota; Viridiplantae; Streptophyta; Magnoliopsida; Ericales; Ebenaceae
Exons: 28
Coding region: 118-3963 (1281 amino acids)
Cellular component (GO): mitochondrial outer membrane
Molecular function (GO): ATP hydrolysis activity; ATP binding; protein binding
Source: RefSeq, a predicted model, not a curated record